AGUCUGUUCUGCUCAGACCUCGAGCCCAAUCCCCCCCAGUAGCGCAGCCCAUAGACCUUGGGAGAGGGGCACUGUUUAUAGUUGGUCCUUCCCACCAACAGAACCAUAAGCAAAUUCCCUAUGUACUGACCCCAUCCAAGUGUAAGAAUUGUGGGGGAUCUUUCCCUUGUUCUCAGCAUCCUGAUGUUCCUUUAGAAACCUACAGUGGACAGAAAUUCCAGCAAUGUCAGCAGCGAGGACAAAACUUGAAUCAAGGGUUACCCCAUUGUGACCAUAUUCACAUAAAUGCAGGAGAGAAACCACAUGUAUGUGAAGAAUGUGGGAAGGCCUUCGAUCAAUCUUCAGAUCUUAUUAUACAUAGGAGAAUUCAUACUGGAGAGAGACCUUAUGUUUGUAAGGAAUGUGGGAAGGCCUUCUUUCAAUCAAGGUACCUUACUAUGCACAGGAAACGUCAUAGUGGAGAGAAACCUCAUCAGUGUCAGACAUGUGGGAAGGCCUUCACUUAUCCCUCCUGCCUUACUAAUCAUAUGAAAAUUCAUAGUGGAGAGAAGCCUUAUCAAUGUAAGGAAUGUGGGAAGGCCUUUGUUAAUUCCUCAGGCCUUACUAGUCAUCUAAGAAUUCAUACUGGAGAGAAACCUUAUGUUUGUAAGGAAUGUGGGAAGGCCUUUUCUCAAUCUGUCCAUCUUAAUAAGCACAGGAAAAUUCAUAGUAAAGAGAAACCUCAUUUAUGUCAGAAGUGUGGGAGGGCCUUCACUUUUGCCUCACACCUUACUAAACAUAUGAAAAUUCAUAGUGGUGAGAAACCUCAUCAGUGUCAUAUAUGUGGGAAGGCCUUCACUCUGUCCUCAGGUCUUACAACACAUAUGAAAAUUCAUAGUGGAGAGAAACCUCAUCAGUGUCAGACAUGUGGGAAGGCCUUCACUGUGAACUCUUCCCUUACUGUGCAUAUGAGAAUUCAUACUGGAGAAAAACCAUAUAUAUGUCAGGAGUGUGGGAAGGCCUUUAAUAAAUCCUCAAAACUUUCUCUACAUAGGAGAAUUCACACUGGAGAGAAGCCAUAUAUGUGCAAGGAAUGUGGGAAGUCCUUUGAUUAUUGCUCAGAGCUUACUCUUCAUCUAAGAAUUCAUAGUGGAGAGAAACCUUAUGUUUGUAAGGAAUGUGGGAAGGCCUUUGUUAAUUCCUCAGGCCUUACUCGUCAUCUAAGAAUUCAUACUGGAGAGAAACCUUAUGUUUGUAAGGAAUGUGGGAAGACCUUUUCUCAAUCUGGGCAUCUUAAUAAGCACAGGAAAAUUCAUAGUGAAGAGAAACCUUAUUUAUGUCAGAAAUGUGGGGAGGCCUUCACUUUCCCCUCACACCUUACUAAACAUAUGAAAAUGCAUAAUGGAGAAAAACCUCAUCAGUGUCAUACAUGUGGGAAGGCCUUCACUCUGUCCUCAAGUCUUACAUCACACAUGAAAAUUCAUAGUGGAGAGAAACCUCAUCAGUGUCACAUUUGUGGGAAGGCCUUCACUCUGCGCUCUUACCUUACUCUGCAUAUGAGAAUUCAUACUGGAGAGAGGCCUUAUGUAUGUCUGGACUGUGGGAAGACCUUUAUUUCAUCCUCACCGUUGACUGUACAUAGGAGAAUUCACACUGGAGAGAAACCGUUUGAAUGUAAAGAAUGUGGGAAGGCCUUUUCUAUGGGCUCAGUACUUAAUGUGCAUAGGAGGAUUCACACUGGAGAGAAGCCGUAUAUAUGUAAGGAAUGUGGAAAGGCCUUUACUAGAGCCUCAAAACUUAGUCUACAUAGGCGAAUUCACACUGGAAUGAAACCGUACAUAUGCAAGGAAUGUGGGAAGGCCUUUUGUCAAUCUCAGUACCUUACUAAGCACAGGAGAAUUCACAGUGGAGAGAAACCUCAUCAGUGUCAGACAUGUGGGAAGGCCUUUGCUCUGCGCUCUUCCCUUACUCUGCAUAUGAGAAUACUGGAGAGAAACCCUAUGCAACAGAAGGGCGUGGUGACCUUCCCCAAUGUGGUCAUGAGAUUCACUACAGAGGAGUGGACGUGCCUGGAUGUGUCUCAGAGGAAGCUCUACGGGGCUGUGAUGCUGAAGACCUGCAGCACCUGUGGGCCGUGGGUGAGAGCUACUGAAGCAGACGGGCCCCAGCUGGAAGCCGAACUUCUGGUCGGGCUGUCUGGAGCCGGAGGUCGCCACAUCCAGAAGCGGCACAACCGGUCCCUGGGGGCGCUGAAUUCCAGCAGGGUCUAA
Messenger RNA from Sorex fumeus (smoky shrew), 2249 nucleotides. RefSeq names its product zinc finger protein 883-like. Gene Ontology annotation, molecular function: DNA-binding transcription activator activity, RNA polymerase II-specific; RNA polymerase II cis-regulatory region sequence-specific DNA binding. The transcript is spliced from 4 exons. Gene Ontology annotation, cellular component: nucleus. The coding region runs from base 438 to 2249 and encodes 603 amino acids. Lineage: Eukaryota; Metazoa; Chordata; Mammalia; Eulipotyphla; Soricidae. The record is from RefSeq and is a predicted model, not a curated record. Gene Ontology annotation, biological process: regulation of transcription by RNA polymerase II.